UCUCUGUCUGUUUGAUUUGGGGGAAGUGCUUAGUCAACCCCACAGGCUUUAAAACCAACAGGGGUUUACUGCCUGUGUUUAUGUGGGUCACAGGACAGGGAGUGGACAGAGGUAAAUUGAGUCCAGCCAGCCAGGGAGGGACAAUGAGCUCUCUCUCAUCGCUGUGGCUGUACGCGGCCCUGCCAGGUCUGCUGUUGGCCUCGCACGUCAGUCUGAUGGUGGAGGGGGACAAUGACGCCUCCAGGAUCUGCAAAUCCGCCCCCAAGUGGACAAUAAAGGGACAAUCACCCAUGCAAGAGCUGCUGGGAAAUGUGGUUGUGGUGGCGCUGCUAAAGGCCAGCUGACAGUUCUGUCUCACUCAGGCCUCCAAGAUUGGAGGCCUGCGUGACAAGCUGAACCGCAGCAACCUGACAGAGGUGUCUUUUAUGAUAGUAAAUGAGCGCGACGCUCAGUCCAGAGCCAUGUACUGGGAGCUGAAGAGAAGAGCGCCUCCUGGUGUCCCCGUCUACCAGCAGACUCCCCUUCAAGAUGACGUGUGGGAGGCUCUGGAUGGCGACAAAGAUGACUUCCUGAUCUAUGAUAGGUGUGGUCUGCUCACCUUCCACAUAGUGCUGCCUUACAGUUUCCUGCAUUACGUCUACGUAGAGGCUGCAAUCAGAGCCACUUAUCAGAAAAACAUCUGCAAUUGUACUGCUAAUUCUACUUUAUCAAGUGGCAGGAAUGAGACAACUACAAGUCAACUGGACACUGAUGAGCCAGAGGUGGUAGAGCUAGCUCCUGGGACGACCCAUCAUCACAGCCAUCAUCAUCAUCCUCAUGGUUCUCAUCAACACCAACACCAUAAUACUAGUCAUCAUAACCAGUCCCAACAUCAGCGUGAGACAAGGCGGAAUAAAACUGUUCAUCCUCACGAUCACGAUCACCAUCCCCAUCACCAUCCUCAGCAUCAUCCCUCUCAUCAUCAUCAUCAUCAUCCUCAGCAGCAGCAGUCUGGCAACCACAGUCAUCAUGGCGGGACGGAUAAUUAGGAUGCCAGUUACAUUACGAGUGUUUUUACUUGCUUCUCUCUUCUUAUUUAGUAUUUUACUUUUGGUGAAAUGUUUUUACUUUGACAGCAGAACAUACACAGCAGCACGCUGAGCGGUGGAAUCUGUUUAAACAGUAAUCAGAUUUGGGGUUUCUCUGCCAGCAUCUCCACACCUCCGUCCUCUGUGUGGAUAACGUAGCCAGUGCCACCCUGUCUCCUCCCAUUAAUGAAGUCUACGGUGUAAAACCUGCCUGCAGGAGCCUGUAGACGGAUGUGUGCGGAGAGGUCGGAUGUGCUGACGGUUACUGUCAGACCAGACAGAGUCGGAGGAUGUUGAGCACUGCUGGUGAGCAAACCUCAGUCACGUUACUGUCCAAACAUUUUUCCUUCCGGUUCAGUUUCUGCUUCUGUCAAUCUCGUGCAGGAUCUGGGAGUGAUAUGCUGUGCUACUACAUCACUAUAACAAGAGUUUCAAGUGCUGGCCUGUAUUCAUUAGAAUGUGUGCAAGCAUUUUGGGGUAUUAAUAUACUAAUCCAAAUAAAUCAUGAUGAGAUAUUAUUAAUCACAC
Messenger RNA from Sebastes umbrosus (honeycomb rockfish), 1595 nucleotides. It is a transcript of the gene selenop2, whose product is annotated as selenoprotein P2. The transcript is spliced from 5 exons. Gene Ontology annotation, cellular component: extracellular region. Lineage: Eukaryota; Metazoa; Chordata; Actinopteri; Perciformes; Sebastidae. Gene Ontology annotation, molecular function: selenium binding. The record is from RefSeq and is a predicted model, not a curated record. Gene Ontology annotation, biological process: selenium compound metabolic process.